ACCACAGACACAGAGAUCUCCAUCUCUCCAGUGCCCAGCUGUGUGUCCAUGAAGAGUGAUGUGUCCAUAGAUCUUCCGCCCACCUUCAGCAGUGAACCAGUUCCAUCAGGUCUAAAACCACAGACUCCCAGACCUCCAUCUCCAGUGCCCAGCUGUGUGUCCAUGAAGAGUGAUGUGUCCAUGUUGGAUAUGCCCACCUUCAGCAGUGGACCAGUUCCAUCAGGUCUAAUCCCACAGAGACACAGACCUCCAUCUCCAGUGCCCAGCUGUGUGUCCAUGAAGAGUGAUCGGUCCAUGUUGGAUAUGCCCACCUUCAGCAGUGAACCAGUUCCAUCAGGUCUAAUGUGA
Molecule: messenger RNA, 348 nt
Organism: Alosa alosa (allis shad)
Lineage: Eukaryota; Metazoa; Chordata; Actinopteri; Clupeiformes; Clupeidae
Product: extensin-like
Exons: 3
Source: RefSeq, a predicted model, not a curated record